Drechmeria coniospora is the source of this 1707-nucleotide messenger RNA. RefSeq lists its product as uncharacterized. Gene Ontology annotation, cellular component: mitochondrion. Lineage: Eukaryota; Fungi; Ascomycota; Sordariomycetes; Hypocreales; Ophiocordycipitaceae. Gene Ontology annotation, molecular function: metalloendopeptidase activity; metal ion binding. The transcript is spliced from 2 exons. The coding region runs from base 1 to 1707 and encodes 568 amino acids. The record is from RefSeq and is a predicted model, not a curated record.
AUGUUGCGACAGUUCAGCACGCGGCUGCAGCCGUGCGCCCGGCUGCUGCGACCAAGGAGCCCCUCGAUCCUGUCAAGGCUGCCAAGCCCGUCCUCGCGACGAUGUCUCGCCACCGUGACGGUGGAUGGGAUACCAAAGGAGCCGACCGAGCUGGACCGGAUCACGACGCUGCCCAACGGGCUGAGGGUCGCCUCCGAGGCCCUCCCCGGGUCCUUUUCCGGUGUCGGCGUCUACAUCGAGGCCGGGUCGCGAUUCGAAACCAGCAGCCUCCGCGGCGUCUCUCACAUCAUGGACCGCCUCGCCUUCAAGUCCACGUCGACGCACUCGGCCGACGACAUGCUCGAAAAGGUCGAGGCCCUCGGCGGCAACAUCCAGUGCGCCUCCUCGCGCGAGUCCAUGAUGUACCAGGCCGCCACCUUCAACAACGCCGUCCCCGCCACCGUCGGCCUCCUCGCCGAGACCAUCCGGGACCCUCGCAUCACCGAGGACGAGGUCGCGCAGCAGAUCGAGACGGCCCGCUACGAGAUUGCCGAGAUCUGGGCCAAGCCUGAGCUCAUCCUGCCCGAGCUCGUCCACACGGCCGCCUUCAAGGACAACACCCUCGGCAACCCGCUGCUGUGUCCCGAGGAGCGGCUCGCCGCCAUCGACCGCGGCUCCGUCAUGACCUACAGAGACCUCUUCUACCGACCCGAGCGGAUGGUCCUGGCCUUUGCGGGCGUCGAGCACGGCGAGGCCGUCGGCCUGGCCCACCGCUACUUCGGAGACAUGCCGUCAACGUCACCUUUGAGCAUCAAGACCGGUUCCGAGACGAGCGACGGCGCCUCCGACGGCGAAAUGUCCGGCUCCUCGUCGGCCUCGUCGGCCUCGCCAUCCUCUUCGGAUCACCAACCGCGUCCCACUCUCGUCUCCAAGAUGCCUUUUUUCAAAAACAUGUCCACCUCGGCCGCCCCCGAGUCCGCCGACGGCCAGCUCGCCCGGUACACCGGCGGCUUCCUCUCGCUGCCACCGCAGCCGCCGGCGCUCACCGGCACCAACUUCACCCACAUCCACCUCGCCUUCGAAGGCCUGCCCGUCGCCUCCGACGACAUCUACGCCCUCGCAACCCUGCAGACCCUCCUCGGCGGCGGCGGCUCCUUUUCCGCCGGCGGCCCGGGCAAGGGCAUGUACUCGCGCCUCUACACCAACGUUCUCAACCAGCACGGCUGGGUCGAGUCGUGCGUCGCCUUCAACCACUCCUACACCGACUCUGGCCUCUUCGGCAUCUCCGCCUCUUGCCUCCCCGGCCACACCUCGGCCAUGAUCGACGUCAUGUGCCAGGAGUUGCACGCCCUCACCCUCGACAAGGGCUUCGCCCGUCUGCAGGACGGCGAGGUGGCCCGUGCCAAGAACCAGCUUCGCAGCAGCCUGCUGAUGAACCUCGAGAGCCGCAUGGUCGAGCUCGAAGAUCUCGGCCGCAGCGUGCAGGUUCACGGCCGCAAGGUGCCUGUCCGCGACAUGUGCGCCCGCAUCGAGGCCCUCACCGUCCACGACCUGCGUCGCGUCGCCUCCAUGGUCGUCGGCGGCGCCGUCGCGAACCCCGGCCGUGGCAGCGGCGCGCCCACCGUCGUCGUCCAGGAGGCUCAGGCGUACGGACUGACGAGCCACAGCUUGACCUGGGAUCAGAUCCAGGACCGCAUCGACGGCUGGAAGCUGGGAAAGCGGCCCUAG